GACGUUCCCCGGAGAACCCAACCCGCUGGAUCUACCUACGCUGCGCGCUAAUGCCGCUUCCGGAGUUCGGGUCCGUGCUUCUCUGUUUGGGCAUAUUUUCCUCUCCCCUUCCAACGCUCACGGGGGGAAGGGGAGGGGAGGAGAAAGAUGAUCAGAUCAGAUGUGAUACCCUGGAUCCUUCUGCAGUGCGCACCCCUUGUGACCAUCCAUGGUGCCCUUGUAGGCAAGGAAAAGAACUGCAGGACGCGCCGCGUAAGUUCGAUAUGGGGUGAGGAAACUUGCGUGACAGGAACGGCUCGGCUGGAUGUGAGAUUCUGCGGGGAAGUCCUAAGUCAAUGGAAUUGGACAGGGCCGGGGACUUGGGGACUUUGGCAAGCUGCUUUUCCCAUAAACAUGUGAUGAA
Molecule: messenger RNA, 403 nt
Organism: Colletotrichum godetiae
Lineage: Eukaryota; Fungi; Ascomycota; Sordariomycetes; Glomerellales; Glomerellaceae
Exons: 1
Coding region: 148-399 (83 amino acids)
Source: RefSeq, a predicted model, not a curated record